This is a messenger RNA of Acanthocheilonema viteae, 702 nucleotides long. The record is from the annotation of a GenBank genome assembly. NCBI's taxonomy places the organism in Eukaryota, Metazoa, Nematoda, Chromadorea, Rhabditida, Onchocercidae.
AUGGCUGAACAUAGUUUCUACGCAGUGGGACAUGGCAAGAAACCAGGUGUUUAUGAAAAAUGGGCGGACGUACAGGAACAGGCUUGUUUUCUGACAGUUAUAAAAGAUUUUCCUCAACCAGUUUAUAAGAAAUUUGCUACAAAAGAGGAAGCUGAGGAAUAUGUGAAUGCCCGACGACCGGAAAGGGUUUCAUUGGAAGUGGAUGAGAAAGCAGAUAAAUUUUAUGCAGUUGCUCGAGGAAAAGUUGUAGGAAUAUUUACAGAUUACAAUGAAGUUAAGAAUCAUAUAGCCGAUUAUCCUCAGCCAUUGUACAAAAAAUUCGAAAAACUGGAUGAAGCAAAAGCUUAUUAUAAGAAAUAUUCGAAUGGAGAAGAGGAUGGUAAUCCAAAAGAAUCAAAAGCACAUAAUACACCGGCGGAUAACAAUGAGAAAGAACAAAAUAGCAAAGAACCAUCAUUCUACGCUGUGGCACAUGGCCAUAUAACUGGUGUAUUUAAAACAUGGGAAGAAUGCCAGGAAGCAACGAAGGAUUUCAAAGGUGCCAAAUUCAAGAAGUUUGACAAUGAAGAAGAUGCGACGUUGUUUGUUGAAGGCAGAAACAUAAAGGAAGCAGAAGAUCGUAAGAGGGCUCAUAGUUCAGAUGAUGUCACAGAUGGUGUCGAGGAGAAAUCAGCGAAAAAAGAAACUAAAGCAGAUGUCUGA